This is a messenger RNA of Penicillium mononematosum, 1983 nucleotides long. Its product is annotated as alpha/beta hydrolase. Bases 1 to 1983 code for a protein of 660 amino acids. The record is from RefSeq and is a predicted model, not a curated record. The transcript has 6 exons. NCBI's taxonomy places the organism in Eukaryota, Fungi, Ascomycota, Eurotiomycetes, Eurotiales, Aspergillaceae.
AUGGACGGGAAAUCCGCGCCUUUACCGCCUUAUCAGGGGCGCCAGGUACGCCAGCGCCAGGCACCUCAUCGAUAUGCUCGCUGGGGGUUGCCUCUGCUUGCUGCUGUGUUGAUUCUUUUAGUCUGGCCUGUCCCACUACCCUCGUGGAAGGUGGUCGAGCCUUUGAACAUCCCAGUCACCUGGGACGAAAUCGUUCCUUCACAGUCGCUGGAGUACCAUAACUGCGGCGAUGAGUUCCAAUGCGCCAGACUGGAAGUGCCUAUGGACUACGAAAGGACUGAUGGGAAAGGUCGCACAUUCGCCUUGGCUAUUGUCCGAUUGCCGGCCAAGGUCCCAGUCACGGAUCCGCGGUAUGGAGGCGCGGUCCUGAUCAAUCCUGGUGGACCUGGUGGACCGGGAACAAUGCAAGCGUUCGAGUCGGGUCGGAAUCUCCAGCUGAUUAUUGAUGCGGAGGCCAACCCAAAAGAGACCGGAGCAGAUGCCGGAGAAGAAACUGGCAAUAAAUAUUUUGAUAUUAUCGGAUUUGAUCCUCGUGGAGUGGGUUCCACAACCCCUCCAGUGAUGUGUUUUCCUGAUCCCGUAUCCCAAAGGAACUGGGAGCUGCAAGUCUCUGCGGAAGGCAUGUUGGGAAGCGGACCGGACUCCUUACAGAGAAACUGGCAGCGGACCGAAGCGCUAAACUCGGGUUGUUCGGUAUUUGAUAUGUCGAGUCUAGGAUCAGACGAACAAAUGAUGUCCUACGUAAAUACCCCACUGGUCGCGCAGGACAUGCUGACCAUCAUUGAACGUCAUGGGGAAUGGCGCGAGAACGAAGGCCGAAGAGCCCAGACAGCUCACAAUAAAUGUCAUGGACUGGAUGAAGGAAACGCAAUCCUACAACGCACCAAAUGGCACCGCGGAGAAGAGCCACUUCUCUAUUGGGGUCGUUCAUACGGUACCCUGCUGGGAACUACCUUUGCCUCGCUCUUCCCUGAACGAGUCACACGAGCUGUUCUCGAUGGCGUAGUCGACAUGGUGAAGUACUACCAAGGAACAGGACCGAACGUUGUUGCCGACGCAGAUGCCAUCUUUGAUCGAUUUGGCCAGUACUGUGACGAGGCUGGACCCGUCGCAUGUCCCUUCUACGUGGAGGGUGGUCCAGAAGCGAUCAGGGCAGCGUACUGGCAACUUGAGAAGCAGAUUUUCAACACCUCAAUCCCCGUCAUGGCAUCUGCGGCACGGGGACCAGAAGUCGUGACUUGGACGGACAUCAAAGCAAUCCAGCGUAUUGCCACCUACCAGCCCCUCCUUGCAUUCCCCGUCCUGGCAGACAGAAUGACCGAGUUGGGCAAGGGAAUGCAGUUCCCAUGGCUGACUUCAAACAUGGUAACCACUUCGGUGCAUGUCCGUCCAACAAAUGCAGUCUUGCUGGGCCUUGGUCACCAGAAUGAUAAUAUGCUUUAUGCUAUGGCUGCUAUUAUGUGCUCAGAUGGGGAACAUUUAACAUCUCUUAACAUUGAGCAGUUCCGGGAAGAAUGGUCUAGCCUUGUGGCCGAUAGCGCAUCUCUGGGUGAUUAUUGGGCACAAUUGCAAUUGAGCUGUGUUGGAUGGAAAGCCAAGGCUAAGUACCCUUUCGCAGGGCCAUGGGGCGCUACUACGGCUCAUCCCAUGCUGUUCGUAUCAAACACUCUGGACCCAGUGACACCUCUCCGCAGUGCGCAACACAUGUCCCAAAUUUUCCCAGGAUCUAGACUGCUGCAGCAAGAAUCAGAAGGACACACAACACUCACAGCCCCGUCGAUCUGCGUGGCGAAAGCCAUUCGCCAUUACUUCCAAACUGGGAAACUACCAGUGACAGGAACUUUGUGUGAAGCCGAUUUGAAGCCAUUGGUUGGAUCUCCGCAUCGUCAUGCGACGAUCAGCCAAAGCUCCAGCCCAGCCGACCGUAAACUGUUCGAGGCAUUGAUGGCGGAGGUUCAUCGGGCACAUCUGUUUCCGCUAUAA